AUUCAAAUUCAGAAUCUUCUCAGUUACAUCCAGCAUAAGUUACAUCUCCUCUCAAGAUGGCCUACAGCUGCUGCUCUGGAAACUUCUCCUCCCGCUCCCUUAGGAGCUGCCUGCCCUCCUCAGGAUCCUGCCGUGGCUCUUCCUACCCCAGCAACCUGGUCUACACCACUACCAGCUGCUCUCCCAGCACCUGCCAGCUGAGCUCCUCUGUGCGCAGUGGCUGCCAGGAGAGCUGCAUUGAGCCCAUCCGCUGCCAGGAGAGCUGCAUUGAGCCCAUCCGCUGCCAGGAGACCUACAUUGAGCCCAUCCGCUGCCAGGAGAGCUGCAUUGAGCCCAUCCGCUGCCAGAGGUCCUGUGUGGUGCCCAGUCCCUGCCAGAAGCCCUGCUACUACCCCAGGAGCUCCACACCCUGCCGUCCCUGCCAGGGCACAUAUGCUGGCUCUCUGGGCUUUGGGUCCAGAAGCUGUAGUUCCCUGGCCUAUGGUUCUAGAAGCUGCUACCCAGUGGGAUGUGGAUCCAGUGGCUUCAGAUCCCUGGAUUGUGGAGUCUAUGGCUUCCCUUCCCUGAGUUAUGGGUCCAGAUUCUACUACCCAGUGUAUGUGGCUUCUACAGGAUUUCAACCUUCUUGUUAUAGAUCAGUCUGUGGUACUGGCUUCUAGAAAUUAAAGUUAACUCUCUGUAUUCUUACAAUAUCAAAAUCAAAUUCUCUAUGUUCCAUAGACAUGUUCACUAUUCAUCGUCUAUAAUUUUCCUUUCCUCUUUCCAGUAACAAUUUUUUCCUCUUCUACUUGUUAGAAUCUUAAUGUGUAAUCCCUAGUAUGCCUCAAAUAUUAUGCUAUUGAAGUAUCUAUAUCUAAAUCUAAAUCUAUAUCUAUAUCUAUAUCAUCUAUAUCUAUAUUUAUCUAUCUAUCUAUCCAUAUAUAUAUAUAUAUAUAUAUAUAUAUAUAUAUCAGCUAUUUAGUGUUUAUUCAAACCUAUUUGAAAACUGAAAUUUUAUUCCAAUAAAUUUGUGCAAUCUGAAGCCUC
Molecule: messenger RNA, 1026 nt
Organism: Mus musculus (house mouse)
Lineage: Eukaryota; Metazoa; Chordata; Mammalia; Rodentia; Muridae
Gene: Krtap13-21
Product: RIKEN cDNA 2310057N15 gene
Exons: 1
Coding region: 57-659 (200 amino acids)
Cellular component (GO): cytosol; keratin filament
Source: RefSeq, marked validated